Molecule: messenger RNA, 3425 nt
Organism: Brassica oleracea var. oleracea
Lineage: Eukaryota; Viridiplantae; Streptophyta; Magnoliopsida; Brassicales; Brassicaceae
Product: probable LRR receptor-like serine/threonine-protein kinase At1g74360
Exons: 2
Coding region: 141-2516 (791 amino acids)
Molecular function (GO): protein binding
Source: RefSeq, a predicted model, not a curated record
CCUAAACAAGUCUUCUCAAACGACUAUAAGUGCUUUCAUUAAAUGAGACUUGGACUUUGUAAAACAUUACAUACUUGUUUGAGUUGUGGUUGCGGUUGUUCAUACGGAAAAACCUGAAUACCAACUUAAACUAGAAGAAGAUGGUAUCGCCUGGGAUUAUGGCAGAUGCUGAUUCUAACUCGCUACUUAGCUUGGUCUCUUUCUUACUCUUUCUUUUGAUCACCGCAACAGCGGUGACCGGAGAUUCUCUGGACAGUGAUAGCCAAGUCUUAUUGAACUUUAAAUCUUACCUUGAAUCUUGGAACCCAACAGAACGAGGAAAGUACAAUGAAUGGGAUACAGAGAAGCAAGAAGUGUGUCAAUGGCCUGGGAUCACAUGUACUCCUGAGGGAAGUAGAGUCACAGGGAUCAGUCUUAGGGGUUCCACCAUCUCAGGUCCGAUAUUCGGUAACUUCUCCGCCUUAACGCAGCUCACAUUUCUCGAUUUAUCAAGUAACACGAUCGGAGGGUCGAUUCCAGAUGACUUGAGCCGUUGCCACAGAUUAAAGCAUCUGAAUCUUUCUCAUAACAUCAUUGGUGGGGAGCUUAGCUUAUCAGGGCUAUCGAAUCUCGAGGUUCUUGAUCUGUCGGUGAAUAAAAUUUCCGGUGAUGUUCACUCUACCUUCCCAUUGAUAUGCAACAGCUUGGUUGUUGCAAAUCUAUCGACCAAUAACUUUAGUGGCAGAAUAGAUGAUAUCUUCAAUGAGUGUAGGUAUCUGAAGUAUGUCGACUUGAGAUACAAUGGAUUCAGUGGAGGGAUAUGGGCUGGUUUUAGGAGGCUGGUCAAGUUUUCAGUUUCUGGGAAUCGUCUCUCCGGGAAUAUCUCAGCUUUCAUGUUCAGGGGGAAGUGCAAUUUGCAAGUGUUGGAUUUGUCUGGGAAUGGUUUUGUCGGGGAGUUUCCGGGACAAGUUUCGAAUUGUCAGAACCUGAAUGUGUUGGAUCUGUGGGGAAACAACUUCAGGGGAAACAUUCCGGCUGAGUUAGGAUCCAUAUCAUCUCUCAGAGGUUUGCACUUGGGAAAUAAUAUGUUUUAUCGAGACAUACCGGAAACUCUCCUGAACUUGAGCAACUUGGUGUUUCUGGGCUUAAGCAGAAACAACUUUGGAGGAGAUGUACAGGAAAUAUUCGGGAGAUUCACUCAAGUAAAGUAUCUAGUUCUGUAUGGGAACUCAUACGUUGGAGGCAUCUAUUCGUCUAACAUCCUCACGUUACCUAAUCUUUCAAGGCUAGAUCUUAGCUACAACAACUUUUCAGGCCGGCUACCAUCUGAAAUCUCCCAGAAUUUGACAUUCUUGAUUCUUGCUUAUAAUAACUUCAGCGGCGAUAUACCACGUAAGUAUGGGAACAUGCCGGGGCUUCAAGCACUUGAUCUCUCGUUUAACAGGCUGACUGGUUCAAUACCAGCUUCGUUUGGAAAGUUGACAUCUCUUUUGUGGCUUAUGCUUGCAAAUAACUCUCUGUCAGGAGAAAUCCCACGCGAGAUUGGAAACUGCUCGAGUCUAUUGUGGCUGAACGUGGCGAACAACCAGCUCUCUGGUGGACUCUAUCCUGAACUGACUAAUAUGGGUAGCAAUCCUACCCCAACGUUUGAAGUGAACCGGCAAAGCGAGGACUACAUAGUUGCUGGUUCCGGUGAAUGCUUGGUGAUGAAGAGAUGGAUUCCUGCAGAGUUCCCUCCUUUCAUAUUUGGAUUGGAAAGUCUUACAAAAAGGAGUUGCAGAAGCCUGUGGGACCAUGUUCGUGAAGGGAAAUGUAUAUUUCCUGUAUGCCCUCCUGGUUCUACUGUGGGUCCCCUCGAUGUUUCAGGCUAUCUUCAGCUCAGCGGAAACAAGAUGUCCGGCGAGGUUCCUGCAAAUAUAUCUCAGAUGAAGAAGUUGAGUAUGCUUCAUUUAGGGUUCAAUGAGUUUGAAGGGAAACUGCCUAUAGAGAUUGGACAAUUGCCUCUUGUGUUUCUUAACCUGACCAGAAACAAGUUCUCAGGCCAGAUUCCUCAACAAAUCGGAAAUAUAUAUAAUCUGCAGAAUCUUGAUCUGUCUUACAACAAUUUCUCUGGAAACUUUCCAACGAGUUUGAAUGACUUGAAUGAGAUGAGUAAGUUCAACAUCUCGUAUAACCCUUUCAUACAUGGUGUGAUACCAUCUAGGGGACAGCUUGCAACCUUUGGAAAAGACUCCUUUCUAGGAAAUCCUCUGCUGCAGCUUCCUAGUUUCUUUAACCAACCAGGGAACAACAAUUCGAGUUCAGGAGAACGAGAUAAUGGAAGAGAAGAGGAAGAAGACGAUGAAUCUGCUAUCGACAUGUUGGCUUUCUGUUGGAGUACUGUUUCAUUUUAUGUGGUUGCGCUGAUAGGCACUCUAGUACUGAUAUACUUUGAUUGUCCUUGGUGUCGAUGCUUUCACAGUAUCUUUGAAAAGCAAGUUGUCUUAAAAUCGUUUCUGAUCAGUUGUUGGAUAUUCCUUAUCAAGGAAAAAGCUUGAACCCUCUCUGGUCUUUCCGUAAGUAUAUGUGUUGUAUAUUUAACUUGUUUAUUUGAGUAUUAUAAAAAAAAAAAAAGUGGUCUCCAAAGACAAAGACGUGUAUAAUAACUUUACUCUGAACUCUUUGGUGUUCUUGGGCCAGUACUUGAUAUGGGUGAUGAUACUGACAGAUACAUGGACACUAAAACUGUGUUGAAGAAGAAAAUAAAUAUAUAUCUUGGCGAUCAAGAAGUACAUAAUCUCUCCGAGUAUCCUCCCUACUUGAUCUAAUAACACAAAUAGUGAUUACUGGGAGUGGACUGGCGUAGAGUGAAAUCUUACAGGCAGACCGGUGACCAAGCUUUCAGGUAAUGGGGGUGUCCAUUCUUGAUAGUUAUGGAGGCUACCAGUGAAAUUGGUGAAGAGUCCAUCAACUCCAAUAAUCUCAAGUACUCUUGUAUUCCUUAUACAGUCUUGGCUGAAGUUAAAGGAUCAGACAGUAACUUUUAGUAGAAAGAUAACAACUUUGAGGAAUACACAAACAAGAAGAGUAUCAUAGAAUAAGCAUUGGUAUUUUCAACCACUUCUUGGACAAUUAUGUGCCUCCGUACCUAUACUUGUUAAGUGUCUCCUCAAGUUAUGCUGAGAAGAACCCAUUGGUAUGCAUCAACUCAAGUAUAAGAAACAAAAAAGAACGUUACAAGUGAAAAAGCCAGUGUGUUGUUUUACGAUCUCAUGUGAUGUUUUAAACUCCUUGUGAGUCGCAACAUUGGUUGUUAGGUCAAGGAUAACAUCAUGGAAACAUAUAAGCACCACCGUCUUUGGAUGAUAAGAUAUUUGUUUCUAUGAAGUCUGUACCUUCCUCAAUUGCUCUCUGUCAAAUAGUUUGAUUAAACAAAAUGUUCCAAGGAAGAAGGAAGAUCCACUUCC